GGCAGUGACAGCUGCACGCCGUUCGUCUCUCGGUGAUAUCGGUGAGCACUGUUAAUGAUGGUCGUAAAUGUUAGUGUUUCUUUGUCAAGGUUUCUGGGCAGACCGCACUGCCCUGCAUGAGGCAGCGUCCCAUGGCAGAGCCUUGCAGCUCAAACAGCUGAUAGAAAGUGGAGCCUCUGUCAACAUGGUGACUGUGGACAACAUCACCCCACUUCAUGAGGCCUGUAUAAUGGCUCAUCCGAACUGUGCCCGCCUGCUGCUGGAGGCUGGAGCCCAGGUCGAUGUACGGACCAUCCAUGGCAGCACCCCUCUGUGUAAUGCUUGUGCUUCUGGCAGCCUGGACUGUGCCAAAUUGCUGUUGGAGUAUGGAGCCAAAGUGAACCCGUCCCUCACAGCUCUCACCGCUUCACCACUUCACGAGGCCUGCAUACGCGGUAAUGUCGAAGUAGUGAGGUUGAUGAUAGCCAGUGGUGCCCAGCUCGAGGCGUAUGAUGUGCAUUUUGGUCCACCCCUCCACAUCGCCUGUGCUAAAGGACAUGUGGACUCUGUCAGGGAGCUGCUUAAUGCAGGUGCCUGUGUGAAUUCAAUGAAGUUCCAUGAGACAGCUUUGCAUCAUGCAGCACGUAUCCACAUGAUGAACAUGAUUGAGCUGCUGGUGGAGUUUGGAGCCAAUGUGUACGCUAGUGAUAACCUGGGAAGAAAACCUGUCGACUACACAACACCAGAGUCUCCCUGUUACACCUGCCUCAGGUUUUAUGAAAGUCAUCCUCUGAGCCUCCAGCAGCUUUGUAGAAUCGCUACAAGGAGGAUGCUUGGUACCAGAGCUUCAGAGGUCAUAGGUCAGCUGAACAUAUCCCGUCGCAUCCACAACUACCUCCAGUACUGUGACCAACUGUCAUGAGAAUUACAUUAUUAAAUAUGUUUUAAACUGUGCUCUAAUCAAUAUAUUAACCAGUAUAUGCUAUUUAAUGGAUUUUAAACUUUCAGAACAGAGACCUGUGAGAAACUGCUUGUGUGAGUUGAAGGACAUGUCUUAUCUUUCUUUUAAACUUUGUUUGCUAUGAUAUAUUCAACUACAGGGUGUUCCAGACUUAGAGGACCCCAGCCAUAAACUGUGAAAAUAAACAUGCACCCAGCUUAUUUAGUGUCUAAGGGGUUAUCAGGGCAAACCCUCUCAUUCUAUUUUGCUGUUUAAAUCUGCUUUACAACUUGAUUAACACCUGGGUUGCGUCCUCAGGGAGUUCCCUUUCAACUAUAUAUUGUACUGUUUCAACCUAUCUCAUUCAGACAACUCUGUAUGCUCAUGCUGACUUGUCUCCUUGCUGCAAGUAAAGAAA
Messenger RNA from Monopterus albus (swamp eel), 1337 nucleotides. It is a transcript of the gene asb13a.1, whose product is annotated as ankyrin repeat and SOCS box containing 13a, tandem duplicate 1. Lineage: Eukaryota; Metazoa; Chordata; Actinopteri; Synbranchiformes; Synbranchidae. Gene Ontology annotation, biological process: intracellular signal transduction; positive regulation of protein catabolic process; protein ubiquitination. The transcript is spliced from 6 exons. Gene Ontology annotation, molecular function: protein binding. Bases 68 to 901 code for a protein of 277 amino acids. The record is from RefSeq and is a predicted model, not a curated record.